UUUCUAUCAGAUCUGGUUUUUCUUUUCAAACUAAAUGCGCAUCGUUUUGGCGGCUUAAACUUCACUUUUUUCAUUUCCUAAAAAGUUUCCGGAAGAUGAAGAUCGUCGGUCCUGUCACUCCCGGUCAGGUGUCGUUUUUUCUCGGUAUAUUUCCAGUGAUUUCAGCUUGGAUCUAUGGAGAAUAUUUGGAGUACAAGAAAAAUUCAAUCGCAUCCAAAGCUAGGCACUCUGAUGUGAGUUUAGUUGAAACCGGAAACGAUGUCGUUAAAGAAGAUGAUAGAGCGGUUUUAUUAGAAGGCGGAGGUCUUCAAUCAGCUUCUCCUAAAGCUCGGACUUCAUCAUCUUCUCCCAUUCUCAAGUUUCUUAUGAUGGAUGAGAGUUUCUUGGUUGAGAAUCGGUUGACACUUCGAGCUAUAUCCGAAUUCGGUGUUCUUUUGGCGUAUUAUUAUAUAUGUGACCGCACUGAUGUGUUUGCCUCCUCCAUAAAGAGUUACCAUCGAGAUCUUUUCUUGUUCCUCUACUUCCUUCUCAUCAUAGUGUCGGCAAUAACUUCUUUCAAGAUACACCAUGAUAAGUCACCGUUUUCAGGGAAAUAUAUACUUUAUUUGAACAGACAUCAAACUGAGGAGUGGAAAGGUUGGAUGCAGGUUUUAUUUUUGAUGUACCAUUACUUUGCAGCAACAGAGAUUUAUAAUGCUAUCCGAAUUUUCAUUGCUGCUUAUGUGUGGAUGACUGGAUUUGGGAACUUCUCAUAUUAUUAUGUGCGCAAAGAUUUCAGUCGUGCAAGGUUCGCACAGAUGAUGUGGCGGCUCAAUUUCCUGGUAUUUUUUUGCUGUGUCGUCCUCAAUAAUAGUUAUAUGCUAUACUAUAUAUGCCCCAUGCAUACUCUGUUCACUCUAAUGGUUUAUGGGGCACUCGGUAUUCUCAACAAGUACAAUGAGAAUGGGUUAGUCAUUGCUGUAAAAAUCAUUGCCUGUUUCUUGGUGGUUAUCCUAGUCUGGGAAGUGCCUGGAGUGUUUGAACUUCUCUGGAGCCCAUUUACCUUUUUUCUUGGUUAUACCGAUCCUGCAAAACCAAACUUUCCCCGCUUGCAUGAGUGGCAUUUCCGAUCAGGCCUUGAUCGGUACAUAUGGAUUAUUGGAAUGAUAUAUGCAUACUAUUAUCCAACUGUGGAAAGGUGGAUGGAAAAACUAGAGGAGACUGAGGUGAAGCGGCGGGUAUCAAUAAAAUUGGCUGUGGCCACAAUUGCCCUGAUGAUGGGAUAUUUCUGGUUUGAGUACAUAUACAAGCUUGACAAGAUCACUUACAAUAAGUACCAUCCUUAUACCUCAUGGAUCCCUAUCACUGUCUAUAUAUGUUUACGAAAUGUCACCCAGUCCUUCCGAAGCUACAGUUUGACCCUUUUUGCAUGGCUUGGAAAGAUAACAUUGGAGACCUACAUCUCCCAGAUCCACAUCUGGCUCAGAUCGGGAGUUCCAGACGGUCAGCCUAAACUGCUGCUUUCUCUGAUCCCAGAUUACCCAAUGUUGAAUUUCAUGCUCACCACUUCCAUUUAUGUUGCAAUAUCUUACAGGCUCUUUGACUUAACAAAUAUACUGAAAUCAGCAUUUAUGCCUACAAAAGAUGACAAGCGACUUAUCAACAACUUGAUUACUGGUGUUGUAAUCUCAAGCAUUUUAUACUCGUUAUCUUUGGUGUUCCUCAGAAUCCCACAGAUGUUGGUGUGAGAAUUAUAAAUGUAGAAAUACUCAAAGACGGCCACCACAACCUUGUGCACUGCAGACUUUUACCUUGGCAAUUGAAACGUAAGAUUGCAGAAUUCGUCACAUGAGAUAUAUUCAGAACAUGGAACAUCGGUUGUAUAGGGAAAGGAUCAAAAGACGAAAUAAAACCUCCAAUUGAGGUGUUAUUUUUGUUGUCUAUUAUUUUCCUCGAGUAGAAUAUAGUGACUACAUGAUUCAA
Durio zibethinus is the source of this 1962-nucleotide messenger RNA. Its product is annotated as protein REDUCED WALL ACETYLATION 2-like. Lineage: Eukaryota; Viridiplantae; Streptophyta; Magnoliopsida; Malvales; Malvaceae. The record is from RefSeq and is a predicted model, not a curated record. Gene Ontology annotation, molecular function: acetyltransferase activity. Gene Ontology annotation, cellular component: Golgi apparatus. Gene Ontology annotation, biological process: plant-type secondary cell wall biogenesis; xylan biosynthetic process; xyloglucan metabolic process.